ACUGAAGAAGACAAAGAAAAUGCGCUGGGAAAGUAUUACUGCGACUACUGCGAGAAGCAGUUCCAAGACACCCCUUCUGCUCGAAAGCGCCACCUGCAGGGUCUCCAACACCUCCGUGCGAAAGCUCAAUGGUACCACUCCCAAAACGCCAAUGAUCCCAAUCACAGUUUAACAGAACCCUUUGCAAAAGGAGUCUGCAAUCGCUUCCUCAAAACGGGAUUUUGCCAGUUCGGAGAUAACUGCAAAUACUUCCAUCCCAUGAACGAUUCGCGAGGCGCAAAUCCUCAAGCAGCAGCUGCGCCUGGACCAGGUGGUGUGGAGGGAGCUGGUAUUGGAAUGUCGUGGGGCAAUCUCCCGCCAUCCCUGAAGCCUCCACCUGAGGGUGGAUACCCUCCACUGCCCUUUGUGGAUUGGGGAUAAGUCUGUUAGACGCCAAUUUUGUCAGUUGCUACUGAUAUGACUACUGCUGUUAUACUUUUCUACUACUUGUUCUUCAAUGUCAAAGCUAUGCUGUUUAUGGUUAUGUUAGUGCAUGUUAAAUAAAACAAUCACCUUUCUGUUU
Theobroma umbraticum is the source of this 562-nucleotide messenger RNA. RefSeq names its product C2H2 and C2HC zinc fingers superfamily protein. NCBI's taxonomy places the organism in Eukaryota, Viridiplantae, Streptophyta, Magnoliopsida, Malvales, Malvaceae. Gene Ontology annotation, molecular function: nucleic acid binding; zinc ion binding. Gene Ontology annotation, cellular component: U12-type spliceosomal complex. The record is from RefSeq and is a predicted model, not a curated record.